Mus musculus (house mouse) is the source of this 4232-nucleotide messenger RNA. It is a transcript of the gene Elf1, whose product is annotated as E74 like ETS transcription factor 1. Gene Ontology annotation, biological process: regulation of DNA-templated transcription; regulation of transcription by RNA polymerase II; positive regulation of DNA-templated transcription. Bases 688 to 2526 code for a protein of 612 amino acids. Lineage: Eukaryota; Metazoa; Chordata; Mammalia; Rodentia; Muridae. Gene Ontology annotation, cellular component: nucleus; nucleoplasm. The record is from RefSeq and is marked validated. The transcript has 9 exons. Gene Ontology annotation, molecular function: DNA-binding transcription activator activity, RNA polymerase II-specific; sequence-specific DNA binding; sequence-specific double-stranded DNA binding.
GAAAGCGCGACGGGACCGGAGCCGCGGGCCCCGAGCGUCCGACCCAGGCUCCAUCCCGCGGUCCUCACGCCUCCCGGGAUCCAGAACCUCCACUCCCGAGCUGGCUCGCAGCCGAGAGGCUCGAUCGCCUCCCCCCAGCCCCGGCCGCACGCCGCCGUUCCCACAGCCGGCGCCGCCCUCGGCUUUGCCGGCUUGCCCGCCCGCUCUGUGACCGGGGAGCAGCCCGGGACCUGACGGCUGAGAAAGAAAGGCGCAGCCGCCCGUUCCGGGAGCGCACGGGGCGCCCGGCUUCGGCUCAGAACUUUCCAGGGGCGCGCACCGGCCCCGCUCCUCCCCCCCGCCACGCCCGCGCGCUCCGCCGGGCUCGUGCCCGCGCGUGGGGCAGCGGCCGCGGGGGCGGCUUCGGCGGCGCGAGUUGCAGCAGAGUGGCUGAGUGGUAGCGGCGCUGACGCUAGUCAGGGACAAGAAGACCUAGUGAAUGAUUUCAGAAAACGUGCCUGUUUUCUUAGAAUGUCAAUGCAGCAAGCAGGUCUGAAGGACUCCUUUCACCGAAGAGCGUCUUGUCUGCAGUAACUUCACAGACCUGCCUGAGAGGCUCUUCCCAAACUCCACUGCACCCUACCUGCUGCUCCAGACUGGAAGCUGCUUAGGCCUUUUCUCAUGUGGAUCUAAGGGGAAUGCUUUACUAUGGCUGCUGUUGUCCAACAGAACGACCUAGUGUUUGAAUUUGCAAGUAACGGCAUGGAGGACGAGCAGCAGCUUGGUGAUCCUGCUAUAUUUCCUGCUGUUAUUGUGGAACAUGUUCCUGGUGCUGAUAUUCUCAAUAGUUAUGCUGGUCUAGCUUGUGUGGAAGAGCCUAAUGACAUGAUUACUGAGAGCUCAUUGGAUGUUGCUGAAGAAGAAAUCAUAGACGAUGACGAUGACGACAUCACCCUUACAGUUGAGGCUUCUUGUCAUAAUGGAGAUGAAACAAUUGAGACCAUUGAGGCUGCCGAGGCACUCCUCAAUAUAGAUUCUCCCAGCCCUCCUGUACUGGAUGAAAAGCAAAUCAAUAAUAAUAUAUUUAGCUCCUCUGAAGAUGACAUCGUUGCCCCAAUCACCCAUGUGUCCGUCACAUUAGAUGGGAUUCCUGAAGUGAUGGAAACUCAGCAAGUGCAAGAGACAAAUGCAGACUCCCCAGGAGCCUCCUCCCCAGAGCAGCGCAAGAGAAAGAAAGGAAGGAAAACAAAACCACCACGGCCAGAUUCCCCGACGACUACACCAAAUAUCUCUGUGAAAAAGAAAAAUAAAGAUGGGAAGGGAAACACAAUUUACCUUUGGGAGUUUUUGCUGGCCCUGCUUCAGGACAAAGCUACCUGUCCUAAGUACAUCAAGUGGACGCAGCGAGAAAAGGGCAUUUUUAAGCUGGUUGAUUCUAAAGCCGUGUCUAGAUUGUGGGGGAAGCACAAAAACAAACCUGACAUGAACUACGAGACCAUGGGGAGAGCACUCAGGUACUAUUACCAAAGAGGUAUUCUUGCAAAAGUGGAAGGUCAGCGCUUGGUGUAUCAGUUUAAAGAAAUGCCAAAAGAUCUUAUCUACAUAGAUGAUGAGGAUCCAAGUUCCAGCAUAGAGUCUUCGGAUCAGUCCUUAUCGUCAACAACCGCAUCAAGUCGGAAUCAAGCAAACCGAUCAAGAGUAUCUUCAAGUCCAGGAAUUAAAGGAGGGGCCGCUACAAUUCUAAAGCCCGGGAAUUCUAAAGCUGCAAACCCCAAAGAUCCGGUGGAAGUUGGACAACCUUCAGAAGUUCUGAGGACAGUGCAACCCUCACAGGCUCCCUAUCCUACCCAGCUCUUCCGAACUGUUCAUGUAGUACAGCCAGUACAAGCUGUCCCAGAGGAAGCAACCAUAGCCAGCACCAUGCAGGAGGAAGCAGCAAAUUCUUCAGUUCCAAGUAUUAGGACUAUACAGGCUUCAACCCAGGUUCCAGUAGUGGUGUCUCCUGGCAACCAACAGUUACAUACAGUAACAGUGCCACUCACAACGGUUAUAGCCAGCAUAGACCCAUCAUCAGGUGCUGGGUCUCAGAAAUUCAUUUUACAAACCAUUCCAUCGUCACAGCCCAUGACAGUACUGAAAGAAAAUGUCAUGCUACAGUCACAGAAGCCAGGCUCUCCUUCAAUUGUCCUCAGCCCCACCCAAGUACAGCAGGUCCUCACAAGCAAUGUUCAGUCCAUUUGCAAUGGAGCGGGCAGUGUGGCAUCCGCACCAUCGUUCAGCGCGACGACACCUGUGGUGACUUUCUCUCGGAGUUCACAGCUGGUCGCACACCCACCGGGCACUGUGAUCACUUCUGUUAUCAAAGCUCAGGAAACAAAAACUCUUAAGCAAGAGGUGGAGAAAAAGGCCGAAGAUGAUUUGAAUGAAGAUGCUGAGAAAAGUGCCCAGCAGCCCCAGCCUUAUGUGAUGGUGUUAUCCAGUUCAAACGGGUUUUCCUCUCAGGUAGCCGUCAAACAGAAUGAACUGCUAGAGCCCAACUCUUUUUAAUACACCAAAGGAAUUAUGGGUGGGUAUUUUUUUAAUUGAACUCAUUUUUCGGUUGUCUGACCAUAACAUGAUUUUUUUCUAAGAUGAAAUCCACAGAAGUUCUUAACUGUUAAAAAGUUACUUUUGACUUUGCUAGAUAAGGAGGCGAACCCAAGUGUGUGUCUCCUCUGAAUGUCUCAGAACUCAGUUGUGAAGGAGCAGGAGGUUUAGACGAUGAAGAAAUUCUUGACUGUUUUUCAGUUGCUAUAUCAUAUUUUAAAAGUUUCUUUUCUAGCUUGACACUGUACUAGCUUCCUGAAUUGUUUGAAAAUACUACUUAAAUAUAAGACAACAGGAAAUUUAUAUAGGAAACAUUUUCAUUCCACUUGUAUAAUUUAAGUCUUAGCUCUUUCAGAUGCAAGAAACUUAUACUAUUAAAAUUGUUGCGAUGUCACUUAGCUUGACUUUAAAGUUGGCUGGACUGUUAUACUAUGAAUAUACUACGAAUUUGUAAACUAUCAUUAUAAAUUGAAGUGUAUAUGCUCAGUAUAUUGGCAUAUAUGUGUAAUUCCAGCACUGGGAGGAGGACAAAGGGCAAUCAGGAGUUCAAGGCCAGCCUUAGCUAUAUAGUGAGUUUGAAGCCAGCCUGGGCUACAUGUAACCUUCCCAAAAAAAUCCAAAACAACAACAAAAAUAUUUAAGUGUGCCUAUGAUAAUGUCUGAACCUGAGUUUAAGAAAUGUGAUGUAGCCGGGCGUGGUGGCACACGCCUUUAAUCCCAGCACUUGGGAGGCAGACGCAGGUGAAUUUCUGAGUUUGAGGCCAGCCUGGUCUACAGAGUGAGUUCCAGGACAGCCAGGGCUAUACAGAAACCCUGUCUCAAAACAAACAAACAAAUAAAAAAAGAAAUGUGAUAUUAUAAAGGCAACACUUGUGACACUUCCACUAGCUAGGUGUGUAACCCUGGGUAGGCCACUCCAUCUCCUAGGUGUGUAACCCUGGACAGGACAUUUCACCUGCUAGUCUGUGCUAUUCUGGUAAAAUGAAGGGAUGCAUUGGACUAGACAAAAUGAUCUAAAAGUUUCCUUAUUAUAAAUUUUAGGAUUUUAUUAUCUGUACUUUAAAAUUAUUUCAAAUAUUACCAGAUUAUCUCCUUAUGUAAAGGUAAAAUACUGCUUAAAAAUAUUUUCCUCACAAAAUUACUAUCAGGUCUGCCAUAAAUUCUUCCUAAGUUCUCUGCUCAUUAAUCUUCAGACCACAGUUACUAAAACUGUGGCUUAGUAGUAAGCUGAGGGCUAAAUGAGAGACUGCUAUUCUAAGAGCAUCAGGGCUCUGAGGGCCAAAGAAGCAAUGGGAGUCCUGAGCUAGUAUAGCUGUGUCACUUAUUAUAAAAGCAUAACUGUUUUUUAUUUGGAUCAUUUUUUACUGUGGGUGAAGGGGAGGGGAAGUUGCAUACAAAGAUAUAUAUCCAAGUUUCCGAAGUAGAGUUUUUAGAUUACUUUUUCAAUGUAAAUAAUGUAUAUUUAAUGUCACAAGAAAUUGUUUUCUGCAAAUUCUCUAGUAUAGAAAGUUUUGUAGAAGAAAAAUUAUUGUGUUUAGGGGUAUAAUAUUAUAUGUUUUCAUAUUAUGAAAUGAAUUUGUAUUUAAACAAAAAUUUAAAUUUUGGAAUCCUCUAAACAUUUUUGUAUCUUUAAUUGUUAUUAUUAAAUCAUGUAAAAGUUCUCAAUA